UCAGAGGGCGCUGCAGCGGCGCGCGCCGGCCCGGCGGGCGCGGAUUGGCUGCGCGCGGCGGGGCGGGAAGGGCGCGAACGGCGGCGCGCGGAGCGGGGAUUGAGGAGCGCUCUGAGGCGGGACGGACCCGGCUGCGUGCGCUGAUGGCCCCAGCUCCACUCUGGCACUGACCGCACUGGCGCUGACCGCCCCAGCUCCGCUCUGGCACUGACCGCACUGGCGCUGACCGCCCCAGCUCCGCUCUGGCACUGACCGCACUGGCGCUGACCGGUCCGCCUCUGUCCCGCCGCUGACCGCCCUGGCACUCACCGCACCGGCUCUUCCCAGACGCUGACCGCACCGGUACUGCCCUGGCACUGACGGCCCCGGCUCUGCCCCGGCGCUGACCGCGCUCCCUCCGCCCGUGCCGGGACGCUUUUCCUCGGCCUGCGGUCAGGCCUCGCUGCCGGGCCGGACCCGUGGGAAGGGGUCCGGCAGUUUCGCUUUGUUUUGCUGGGAGGUCUCGCCUGUGCUCGUGUGGGUACGCCCAGGCUCCUUUGCCUGUCCGCCGUGUUCUUUGCGGGUUUUGCCCUCGCUCUUGCUGGUUUGUGCUCUGCGCCCUUGCUGAGUUUUUCCUGAAUAAACCCUUCCUGAGCGCUGCUUUGGGUACGAGGCACUCGAGAUGUUUUAACUGCAAACGUUCAGAAGUAUUUUUGGAUGUGAAGGAUGGACUUCUCAGUGAUUACCAUUGGACAAGUACAAAAUGUGCUUUCAGCUAUGCGGAAGAACUUGGAGUGCCCGAUAUGCUUGGAUGUGGUACAAGAGCCUGUUUCAACCAAAUGUGAUCACAUAUUCUGCAGGUUCUGCAUGUUCAAACUUAUCAGCAAAAAGAAAAAAGGGGUGGUGGAGUGUCCUCUGUGCAAGACUGAAGUUACCAAGAGGAGUCUGAAAGAAAAUUCCAGAUUUAAGCAACUAAUUGAAGGAUUGUUAGAAACUAUCCGUGCUUUUGAGCUUGACACUGGAGUGAAGUUUUUAAAGAGUCAUCGCCUUCCUAAGACAUCCACGGAGGCCACUGCUGCUGAGCCCCUGUAUAAAGAAAGUUCUGUCAUCCAAAGUAAGGGCUUCAGGAACAGGAGAAAAAGUGCUAAAGGAAAUGAACAAGAAAAAUUCACCUUGCAGGAAGCUAGUGUGAAUAUUCAGCUUACAGAUGCCCAAAUGUGUCACCCAAGAAACAAACCCCAGAAAUCUGAUCCUCAAAAGGGGACUUAUAUAGAGUUUGGCUCUGAAUCAUCUGAAGAGUUUUUUAAACAGGCAAGCAAAACUGGGUUUGAAGACAAAGGAGCAGCUCAGAUUUCUUCUCAAGCAAGGCUGGAAGAACUCGAGAGUGCCGAGGAAGGGAAUGAAAAUUCUUGCAGUGCACAGCCUGACAAGCCUUGGGCCAAAGAAAGAACACUACCAAGUGUCCUAGGUGAAAGUGAUUUCUCAAAGGAAUGCUUGAGCAAGAAAAGCCCUCAGAGCAUCGCUGGAUGUGCCCAGCCUGACCCAGUGAAUGGGACUGAGAGCCAGAGCUCUCCUUCGAGUGUUCCUGCUGAGGACCUGCUCCCAGAGCACAGUGACAGCACAGCUGAGGCCACUCCCACAGUGGAUGGGGACACAUUCUGUAAGAACACAGAAGAAAUGAAUGAGCACCAAGCCCAGUACAACAGCAAAAACCAAGAGUUUGGUUUAGAAGAUAGCUCAGAGAACAGGCUGGAUAAAAGCAAGGAAAUGGACACUGAGGUACAAAGUGUGAAAGCUGUAGAGGCAAAUGAUCCUGAGAAAGACUCUCCCCAGGACAAAGAACCUCCUCUGGAGAAGCUGCCUCAGCCAGAGACACUUCACUCUGCCACCCUCAAUAAAGUCUCCAAGAAGAGACUGAAGCAGAGCAUUCAGAAAGUCAAUGAAUGGUUUUCAAAAAGCAAUGAGAUUUUGUCUUCAGGUUCUUCCCUGGAGGAUGAAUCUGCUGCAUCAGCUGAUGUUUCAGGUGAAGGAGAUCUGUGUUUAUCAGAUAAAGAGUCCUGUGUUUCAGAAAAGACUGACCCUAUGGGAGAUUCCGUGGAAAUUGCAGCAGUGGAAGGAAAAAAGAGGUGGUCAAAAAAACAGACAGCAGAAAACAUCAAAGAUAAAAUAUUUGGAAAAACAUAUGUGAGAGGGAAAAAAUCAAAUCCCCCUUCUACCUUGAAAGGCAUUUUGCCUACUAGGAGAAAGGAAGAUGUGGCUGCUGCUAAGUCCCUGAGUAAUUUCAGCAAAGACAGACUCAAAAGAAAGAGGAAAAGUGCUGCUGUCCUGCAACCUGAGGAUUUCAUCAAGAAAAAAGAUCCAGAUGAGGCAGACAGGGACCCUCAGAGUGUUAACUGGGGCCUUGGAGAUGCUGAAAAGAAAAGAUGUGAUGAAAGUGUUGCUGUUAAUGAGAGUCACCUCUCUCAGAACAGAGCAAAUAAUACACCAACAGAACCUGAGGAGGGAGGAGAGUCCACUUGGAAGAAAGCUGCUGAGAAGGUCACAAGCAAGCACUGUGAUGGGGAGCCAGAAAUGUACAGCUGUGAUCAGAAAAGCACCAAAAAAAGAAAUUCUGCAGCAAAAAGGUGCAGGCAUUCUAGUAGAACUAUGUGUGCUCUGCAGUUAGUAGUGGAUAGAAGCUCUGUUUUCCCUGAUCCAGCUGAGCCACAGAUUGAAAGCUGUCCAAGCAGUGGAGAGCCCAGGAAAGCUGAUUGUGAGCAAAAUCCAGUCAGACGCAGCAGAAGGCUUCAGUUACUUUCUGAAGAAAUGGGAAAACAAACAAGGAAAGGAGUAAAGGGAGCAAGAAAGAAUAAAAGUGAUGGUGGAAGUUCUGUCUCUGGAGACCAGAGAAAUGUGGCAACCCACUCUGCUGAAUGCAGAGACCUGUGUGAGCCUCAGGAUGAGCGGGGUUACAGGCCAGUCACUCAUUUGGAGGGAGCUGAUCUGGAAGCAAAUGAAAUGCAGGUUAGUGUAAAGAAUUUACCUGACACUGCAGAAGCUGGAAAAAGUCUGUUCAAUCCUUUAUGCCAGCCUUCAAACUGUGCUUCCCCUGCACCUGACACAAGUUCUCAAGGCAGUGAAAUACUAGGCAGCCCUCUCCUCCUCCCGCUUCCUUCACUGUCUGCUGGGCAAACUGCUUCUCACCAGACUGAAGAGGUGCCUGAAUCACCUGCUGCUUUUCCCCACGAGUGUGGGCUUGAUUCACAGAAUGUUCCAGGGGACUCCAAAACUGAAAAGUUGCCAGUGGCUAAAAACGUUUUGGAAUUGGCUAAGGAAGCUGAAGACAGUGACUUGGACACGCAGUACCUGCGAAAUAUAUUCAGGCAUUCAAAGCGCUCCUCCUUCAGCCUUUUUCAGGCUCCCAGGCAGGCACGUGCAGUGCAAGAUUCUGCUGCUAAAACCUUAAAGCUGUCAUGUGCUGCUCAGGUAGAAAAUAAAGCUAGCAAACAAUUACAGCCAGAAAGCUUACAAGAGGAUGAAGCAGCUGCUCAGAACUUGAGCAGGGUUUUGGAGAAAGAAAAGCUUAAGAGCUGCGAGUCUGCCCGUGGUGAUCCUGUGCCUUGCUUUGCUGUCAGCACAGGAGAACACUGGGGUGACAUUUCCCAGGCUGCAGAGGAAGGGACUGUGACACCAGCAAGAGCAGGAGCUGCUCAGACUGAGCACAAAAAUGGAUUGCUACAAGAAGAGCACAGCAGUGAAAAGCCAGUGUCAAAUGAGAUAGGGAUAGAAAGUGAGUUGAGACAGAAUCUCAUCAAAAGUGAUGGAAGCCCAAGUGAUCAGAGUAACACAGAGAAGCAUGACUCCAGUCAAAAUGAUUUAAACACAGGCCAGGAAAUCAGCUUCAGUUCAGAAAGCAAUCAGGCAGGAAAGACUGAAGUUAUUGAUUGCAAAAGACCAAUUCUCCGUUUUCAAUCCACAUCAAUGAUUUGUCCUGCAACUUGUCAGCAAAGCCCUGCUGAAUUCAGCUGUGAAGUCACUAGGAGAAAAAGUAGCAAAAGAGAAAGGAAAUGUGUAAAGAGGAAUGGAGACCAAGCAACCCAAACUGUUAACACAGCAAUGCCCAAGUGUUCACCUGCAGGGGCUCUGGAAGAACCUCUCAGAGAGAAUCAUGAUCUUACAGAUUUGUCUGGAACCCCCAAUGGCUUACUGUGCUCUGGUAGUGAUAUUGAGGAGAACACCAGCUUAUGUGAAACUGAUAGGAAAGAGCAAUCUGCAGUGUUUGUAAAAGGUGACAAUGCCCUGGGAAAAGAACUGCACAACAGAAAUGCGAGUUCAAAGCCAAGAUCUCGAGGUACGACUCGAAGACGAGUGCAGAAACUGCCAUCUUCAGAUGAAGAGUCCUGUGAGGAUGAAGACUUACCAUGCUUUCAGGCAUUAAUAUUCAGCAGAUCAGCAAGCACAGCUUUGCAGAGUGAUAAACAAAUGCCAUCUGUGGCAGAGUGUCCAGGGAGUCCCAGCGUGUUGCCUCACACUGUGAGUGAUGAUGAAAAUAUUGUGCAGAAAGUGCCCGAAGCUGCCCUGAGCAAUGAGUGUGUUUCACCCAGCCAGGAGUCAGAAUGCUCUGUCAACUUAUUUUCUUCCCAGUCCAACAUGUCUGAAGAGUCACUGAAUGGAGCACAAGAACCAAAGAAGCCUUUAGCACAAGCUCAUGUGUCCAAACAAAUGAGCAGUGUAGAUGACAGUAAAGAAACUUCUCAGAAUUGCAGUGGAGGGCUGAAGACAGCCAAAGAUGAAUGCCAAAAAGACUCAGACAUGGGAGCAAAUCUAGGUGAAGCAUCUGGAGAUGACAGUGAAAUGAGUAUUGUGGAAGAUUCCUGUGGCCCCUUCUCUCAGGCUGAAAUCCUCACUACACAGCAAAAGAAUGCUAUGCAACACAGCCUGAAAAAACUUCAGCAAGAAAUGGCUGCACUUGAGGCAGUGCUGAAGCAGAAUGAGAGUCAGAACUGUGAAGGUUUUCCUGUCCAUAGGGGGCUGCCACAUCCCAGUACUGAAGGAAAAUUUGAAAUGGAUCAACAGAGAGAAGAAAAAAACAGGUCUCCAGAAUUGUUGCUUCCAUCUUCUAAUUCUGCUUUAACAAAGAGAUCAGAUCUGGAGAAAGGCCCUGAGGGUGACACCUGUGUUCUAAAGAACAAAACUCCCUCUGAAAAGACAAAACCUGUGCAGGAAGCAGUGCAAGAACACAGGCAGUGUCAGCUUGAAGCAGAAAAUGCGGAGGAGCAGAAAUCUGGGACCAGGCAAAACAGUGGAUCUGCCUCAUCAGAUCUUUUUGGAAAUAUGACCCAGACUCCAGAUAAAUCUUCCUCCUCUGUGAGGCUUUUUACACCUCAGACUGCAGAAGCCACAGAUGGGCCUGGCACAGCUCAGGACACUCACAGCAGUGACCCAGGACACAAAUCAAAGAGAAAUGAAUGUUUUCCUGCACCUGGUCUGCACAAUGCAACUGGGAAAGAAAAUGCUGCAAGCCCAGUUGUGACCAAGAGGAAAGAAAUGUCAAUUGUGGCAUCAGGGCUGAAUCACAGCGAGCAUUUGAUGGUCCAGAAGUUUGUGAAGAAAACUCGGAGCACUUUAUCUAAUCACAUUACUGAAGGAACAACCCAUGUCAUAAUGAAAACAGAUGAGGAGCUGGUGUGUGAACGGACCCUGAAGUAUUUCCUGGGCAUUGCAGGAGGAAAAUGGGUAGUCAGUUAUCAGUGGAUAAUUCAGUCUUUUAAAGAAGGAAAGGUACUGGAUGAGGAGAAGUUUGAAGUCAGAGGAGAUGUAGUCAAUGGGAGAAACCACCAAGGUCCCAAGAGGGCCAGGCAGGCCCUGACUGAAAAGAUCUUUAAAGACUUUGAGAUUUGUUGCUGGGGACCUUUCACUGACAUGACCACAGAGCAGCUGGAGUGGAUGGUGCAGCUCUGUGGUGCCUCUGUGGUGAAGCAGCCUGACCUGUUCUCACACACAGCAAAUUCUGCUGCUGUUGUGGUUGUGCAGCCAGAUGCUUGGAAGGAAGACGUGGAUUAUAGAGCAAUCCCCCAGCACAGCAACGUUGCCGUGGUAACUCGGGAGUGGGUCCUGGACAGCGUGGCUUGCUACGAGUGCCAGGAGCUCAGCGCUUACCUCGUGUCCUCAGGGUGAACAAAAUGAUUUAAAUUUACAGCACUGGAGGUGGAAUUACCCACUGUUCUCUAAGGCUUUACGUUAACUUAAAGGACUAGGUGAUUGUAAAUGUUAAACAAAUUUUAAAAGUUAGAAAAUGUAGUGUAUGGCCUCCUCAGAGAAAUGGUGAUACAUUAUUUGCCACUGCAGCCAGUUUCUGUUCAAAUACUUGGGGACAUUUUGGAGACACUCCUUUAAAAGAGGAAUAUUGGGCUCAGGGUUUGAAUUAAAACAUCCCUGCACUCUGGAGUAACCUCCAUAUUUUCAUUUUGCUUAAAUACAAACCCUGAAUGCUGUUUUGUGAUUCUUAAUGCAUCAGCCUUGGCCACUGAUUGGUUAUGGUGGUGUUGAAAACUCUACAAACAGCUUUCCUGUUGUGCAUCAAAGUGCCAAUCCCCCUAAACCACAAACACUGGCCACAGGUAAUGAUUGAGUCCAAACAGAAGCAAGGCUUAAAACCAGGAACGUGUACCAGAGCAGUGUCUGUGGCACUGUGAAAGGAUAAUAAACAGAUGCAUUUUAGUAUCCAGGUGACCCAUGAUAAGCCCAGUAAGAAUCUGCUUCUGAUAGUCCCUGCUUGCAAAAUGAGGCUGCAAAGAAAUUGGUUUUUAUGAAAGAGAAUCUCUUGCUUGUUUCUGUUGCCAAGCAAUUCAGUUUCAUACCUAAUUUUGUACUUUGAGAACAGAGCUGCUUGUUUAAAAAGAAAAAAAAAUGUAGCUAAGUUUAGAAAAAAUUUUUGUUAUAAGAUGCUGCUGUCUUGGAAGGUUACACAAAGUAUGUUUAUAAAUAUUUGAAUGCACAAAAGAAAUAAAAUUAUUUUGGCAAGUA
Messenger RNA from Prinia subflava (tawny-flanked prinia), 6984 nucleotides. RefSeq names its product BRCA1 DNA repair associated (gene BRCA1). Gene Ontology annotation, molecular function: DNA binding; ubiquitin-protein transferase activity; zinc ion binding. Gene Ontology annotation, biological process: positive regulation of transcription by RNA polymerase II; dosage compensation by inactivation of X chromosome; chordate embryonic development. Bases 706 to 6135 code for a protein of 1809 amino acids. The record is from RefSeq and is a predicted model, not a curated record. Gene Ontology annotation, cellular component: BRCA1-A complex; BRCA1-BARD1 complex; nucleus. NCBI's taxonomy places the organism in Eukaryota, Metazoa, Chordata, Aves, Passeriformes, Cisticolidae. The transcript is spliced from 22 exons.